Molecule: messenger RNA, 1263 nt
Organism: Hibiscus syriacus
Lineage: Eukaryota; Viridiplantae; Streptophyta; Magnoliopsida; Malvales; Malvaceae
Exons: 8
Coding region: 181-912 (243 amino acids)
Source: RefSeq, a predicted model, not a curated record
UUUCUUCUGCAUCCUUGUUGUCUGUUUCCACCGGUAAAUAUAAAAAGGGAAAGGUCUAUCUGCUAAUCAAAUCAUUGUCCAACUUGUUCUUUUUUCUUCUGCUCUCCCUGCUGCUACGAUUCAAGAGAUCAACUGUUUCGGUAAUAAGCUUGUAAAUCGUCCUACAGUGAAUGUAACUUUAUGGAUGACGGUUUUGGGAAUAUCAAGGUGAUUCCAGAUCAUUUUCAAGUCUCAACUCCUCACAGGGGUGACUCUCUUCAAAACAGAAGUUCACCUGAUGCACAACCAAGUACUGGAAAUUCUUCGAGGUCCCGUAGCAAUUUAUGGUCUCAUCGAAAAUUUAGGAAGGCUGCAUUCAUGUUGAAUCUGUUCAGUUUACGAGGCUUGCCUUGGAUUGGUGCUGAUGGUCUGGAAAAGGUUCAGUUGACUGCUGCGGAGUUGGAAUCACUAAGAUCAGAACUUGCCGAUAUAGAAGAGAGAGAAGCGUACUUGAAAGCUCAGUUGGAACAUAUUGAUGAAAUUUUGCGGUCUGCACGUCUUUCUGGCUAUUUGUACGUCCGAACUAGGUGGACAGCUUUACCUGGAGAACCUGCUCCUGUUGAUGAUACUGAUGUUGAUGACUGGCUUCCUAGAUUCAUUGUUCUUCAUGGCCAAUGUAUAUUCUUCUAUUUAUUCUCCGCAGAUUUGAGUCCUCAAGAUUCCACACUUCUGUCUGAUGUUGUUGAAGUAGGUUCUCUGCCAAGCUUUAUAAGAGAAGAUGAAGGGACACAAUAUGCCUUUUAUAUCUUAACUGGUCAAGGAUUGCGUUACGAGUGUUCGCAUGUUUCUAAAGUACAGGUGGACACUUGGUUAUCGGCUUUGCAGACAGACUGCAAAUUAGGUUCUGAUGUAGAAGUCCCAAGUGCAUUGUAAUAUCAUUUACGGGUUCUCUUGGUAACGGCAACCGGUCCUCGGAAUAGAUGAAGGAAAUGGAAAAUAUCAAUAUCGGACAAAAGUGUAUGUAUUUGAUACUCAUCCCAAGUCCGUGUAACAUGGAUUAGUUAGAAGUAGCAUAUUGAACACAGCUUAGAUCGGGACUGGGAUCGAGCUAACAGUUCUUUUGUUGACGUACAUAUGAUUAGAAGUAGGAACCAGUCUUGUAUGAUCUCUUAGAGUUUGUAUUCAUCGAGUUCAUGAGUGGAGAAUGAGAAGUUUGAUUCCUGUUUGUCUUGUAAUAAACUAGCUUUGCAUGAUGAGGAAGCUGUUGGAUGUUCAAAACUAGUC